GAGUCUCUGUUAAAUUAACUUGUGUGUUGAGUAAUCUAUACUACAAUCCUGUUUAUUCCUGAAAUAGCUAGUCGUCUGGAUAAGUGAAGUAGAUGCUUGGUUGGGUGGUGCAGGGACAGUCAUAGAAUAGUUUACCAUUAUUUUCCUUCUCUGAGGUACCUACCUACCUGUGAUUACACACUUCCUGCAACAAUAACAAAAGCAUCUAAAAUGGGGGAGGUUGUGAUCGGAGCAACCAAUGACAAUGCAGGAAUACAUUUUCCUGAAAGACACUGCAGCUCUGUACAGCCUCCUGAUACGUUACCUGGGCAAGCUCUAGCCAAGCAUCUCAUUGCCUUUCCAUUACCAACCAGAACUUAGGCUCAUUGUGUCCUCUAAGCUCAAACAGACAAGGUGGUCCUCUGUAGUUGGCUUUAUUCACAGACAAAGACAAUUAAGGAGCCAUGGCUGUUGCAAAUUUCCAAUACAUAACUCGGAUGAGCAGUGGUUUCAAAGUCUACAUCUUGGAAGGCAUCAGAAAGUCAGUCAGGCAAGGUGUGGUUUCCCCCCAGUCCCCCUCCACAGGCCUCCACUGUGACACUGCUAUCCAAAGGACAGAAGGGGAGGUCGUAGGUCAGCCCAACCAAAGAAGUGAAGAUAGAUUCAGGCAUAUGGCCAAUGAGAGAGUUCGAGUGCCCCAAGUGCAUCCGGUCAAGCGCAAGCACAGCUUUGAGUGUGGUCUAACAUUGGAAGAAAGGCGAGAAAGGGCACAAAGCAGGAGCAACAUGAGAAGGCCAACUGUGUUUAGUGUUCCCCAGAGUCCCACAUCCUCCUGGAGCCCAACCCCCAGCCCCACAGGUCAUUUGCCCUGCCAUGUGUAUCCCACACCACCUAUCGAUGAGCCACUGGACCUAAUUAAGAAACCAAGGAAAGAGCCUGAGAGAACAGAGGAGAAAACCAAAAGCACCGCAGCCAUCAAUCAGAUGCGUCCUUCUGUGAUCACCUGUGUGUCCUCCACAAGAAAGCCCACCUGCAGAUCUGAGGUCGGCAGCAGUAGCCACUCCUCCACAGUGUUAUCUAAGCACAGCUAUGACCAUGUUGUGGAGGAACAUUUCAAGAGAAGCCUGGGGAUGGACUACCAAAUGGCCAGCUCCCGCCAGCUCUCCAUCAGCGUCUCUGUGGAUGACCAUUUUGCCAAGGCCUUGGGAGAAAAGUGGUUUCAGAUCAAAUCGAAAUCCUCCUCAUGCUCCUCGUCUACAUCCUCUCCACCCAGCAGCCCCAGUUUCACUUACUCCCCCAGCUACGGCCACAGCCCAAACCAAGCUCCCAAAGAGUCUCCAAGUACCACCACUCCCACCUCCAGCUUCUGGUCAGUCAAAUAAAACUACAGACAGCUUUCCUGGAGAAAGAGUGAACUUUGAGACAUAGCAUUUAAUGCGAUACAGCGGCAGAUCCAUGCUUUUCAAGGAAUAAGAGCACCAAGGAGACAACGUUGGUGAAAGUGUAUACUGGAGAACAGGAAUGCAGGAAUACUAAGCCACUCUAUAUGGUUGAACCAUUGAGUGCAUCUCCACGAGUCUAUUCCCUGCCAGUGGAAGGGGGAGUUAUUUCAAUUUCAGGGGACAAGCAAAUGUUGCAGUGAUGUCUUUAUUUCUCAAUUUCUGUCCCAGCCUGUCCCAGCCUUUUCAAUAGCAUAUCUAUCUCUGAAUAGAUGGUGAUGUGGGAUGAUAGUUGGAGAAAAGAAAUGUGCCAUUAUAUUUCAUUAAAUGUGCCAUAUUUCAUUUCAUUUGGUGAUGAUGCCACUACUUUCGUGAUACUGUAUUUAUACUAUGUUUUUUAACUAACCUGGAUCUUAUUUUCUGUCUAAUAAAUUAUCUACUGUAUAUAGUGCUAACAAAUUCACAAAAUCUGUUCAACACAGUAACUUCAUGUUUUUGUAUAAACUAUGGACAACUCAAAAGGAAAAACCUAUUUGUGUUGGGAUAUUGCAAGUUAUUCCAUUAGCUUUAUGAAUUCAAACUUAAGCCAACCUUAUUAUUGUAUAAAAAAUAAACCUGGAAAUUUCAGAAAGAAAA
This is a messenger RNA of Oncorhynchus mykiss (rainbow trout), 2054 nucleotides long. Lineage: Eukaryota; Metazoa; Chordata; Actinopteri; Salmoniformes; Salmonidae. The record is from RefSeq and is a predicted model, not a curated record.